GAGCAUUAUGACUCCACCUUUCCUGCAGCCCGACGACCGGGUACCCUUCAGCUGAACGCCAUUUUGUCUUAAAAUCAUGGCCCCCCUCGGGCUGCGUUUACUUUAGGUUUGACCCUUUUAUCAAUUUAUCAAACCUACCUACCUACCUUACACAGUAAUCGCAAGUCGAAUGGCCCAUCAUGUCCGAGCCUGGAGGGAAAUUGAACUGUACCGGUCAGGAUGGACCAAUCUCUGCAGAUCCCGAUAUCGUUGGAUAUGGCGUUCUCUCCGCUUUCCUUGUCACGGCUACGUUGACCGUUCUCACCGUGGUUUUUGGUUAUCUCUCCGGUUCCCUCGGCGACGAGUCGAUGACCGACUUUGAUCGAGCUGUCAUAAAGUCUAUGAGGCGCUCGUUUCGGGCUCGGGGCAAAUCGUCAUCUUCGCCCGCGAACUCAUCUACGGACUUAUCCACGGACUCAAGCAACAUCAAAGAAGCCCCACGCUCCGAGGCGUGGAAACAAGCAGUUUCCCGUUUCAUCUUGGCCCUAAGCGAUCAGCAAUUAGUAACUGGACUCGCAAUCCUCUGCUCCGGGGUUAUCAAUCAAAAGACGCUGACUGUAUGGGAGUUCCACAUGGUUCUUUCCCUUGCCUGGUUCUCGACAACCUCCCACUUGGCCACACUGGACGCGCUACGGACAUACCUCAAAGCACAUGCGGUUAUUCGGGAUGUCCGCGUUUUCGGGAUGGUAUGCGUGCUAGUAUUCCUUCUCUACACAUUUGUUGUUUCGCUAGUAGCCUCAUAUGGCUCGCUGGCAUACACAUCUCCCAUCCAGUGCGCAUUCAUCCAACCUAAACCAGCCCCGGAUGCAUUCACCGUACUCGCCCUAUUGUAAUGGGUCAUAGCCAUGUAUCUCAUUGUGUUUGGAUAUUACACUCGGGUUUCAGGUCUCUACUCGGACCACGGAUUGAUGGCCCUUCUUUUGUAUCCGGGAAUCCGUCUGCAAUGGCGCAGGAUUUUGAGGGACCAGGCACCGCACCUGUCACCGGACCAGGUACUGCAGGUUGUGCUCGCCUCGUCUCGGGCACGAAGGCUGGGCUCCAUCCUUAAGCUUACAUCACAAUGCGGUAAUGGGC
This is a messenger RNA of Chaetomium fimeti, 1113 nucleotides long. RefSeq lists its product as uncharacterized. Bases 180 to 872 code for a protein of 230 amino acids. The transcript is spliced from 2 exons. NCBI's taxonomy places the organism in Eukaryota, Fungi, Ascomycota, Sordariomycetes, Sordariales, Chaetomiaceae. The record is from RefSeq and is a predicted model, not a curated record.